GACAGAAAAUAUAAUUAACAAGCCAUUAAUAACCACUUGUCCAAGAAAAAUAGACUGUCUAAUGAUGACUUUCCACAGAUUAUGAAACUAGGCGUUUUUUCAGUUGCCAAUCUACUGUAUCUAAGAUGUUUGCCAUGGGGUUUCCAACGCACCCCUGUGAUGUAGCAUACAACACACGAGCACGCACGCACACACAAACAGGCAAACAAACAACGUGAGAGUGGUGAAUGUCACGGCGGUAGCUCGGGCCCAGUGUUUAUCAUGAUCGAUUAUGCCCGGACUCAGCGAGCGCGGACGCCGGGCCAGUGAGCAGCAGCAGUGACCGUCCCCGCCGCCUGGCCCCGGUUAGCCCCGCGCGGCAAUGGCAGCUGGCCGUUGAGCUCUCGCACGGACACCGGAGGACCGAGGUGCGUCCGGGGAGAGGGGGGCAGCACGAAGGGAUAGAUCAAAAUUGGAUCCUAAUUCGCUGAUGUCGCCGCCAUCUUGUUGAUACUUUGCAGUCAUCGUUUCGCUACAUUUUCCAACUGCCUUAUUCACUUUCUCGCGGAAACAUGAACCCUUCGGCUACCCAUUACGCUUUUGCUUCAGGGUGUGUUUUCAAAUUGUUACGACUAUUGAUGACAUUCAAUCGAACAUCCGUAUCGGUUGGAAAAGUGGAACACCCGCUGCUACCGUAGCGAUGUUUUCUGUCACUUGCGACUUUCUCGGCGCCUGAUGUCUUAACGCGGAGGUGCACAGCUAUCCAAAAAAGGUGGAAAUUGGCGCAUCUCACCUGAUGGACGGCUGCAGGGCAGCUACGUCCUUCUUUGCAACAUUUAUCAGACACAGAGACACCGUGGAACUAGGCUACUGUAGUUAAUUUGUUUCCACUGUUUUGAUAGCAUAACCAACUGCAAGGCGAAACAUUGAUAAGUGGAUGGUUGCCUCAUAGCAAAUAGGGCAUUUAACAGGGCCCCCAAACGACUUUUUACCAUUGUGCUACCGCGCUUCCACUAGUGGCCAAGUUUGUAUUUGAGGGAGCAUUUAGAAAAAAUGGACAUAACGUCUCGUCCAAUCUGACAUUUUUCUGCCUUUGACCAGUCUAGUAGUCUUCUUCGCCUGUACGACUUGUGUCCCCGCGGCACAGGCUGAAGGUUGGCUCUAACGGCCUCCUCAGCAAAGCUAUGACCGAGAGGCUCCUUGAAAAAACAAGGGUAACCUUAAACAUAUAUUGUGCCAUAACAAACACAACUGAAAGUAGGCCUACAGCUAGUCCACAAGUUAGUUAGAUUCGCUAACCGAUAGAAGUAGGGCGAUCGAGCGACAAGUCACCCCCUUGAGUUGUUUACGAAACUUGUCACCGUUUAGGCUACUUCACUGGUUAUUGAACGGAAGCUAUGCAGCACCUAAUAGUACGACUUCAUCCCUCUCCUCGAGCCCUAUCUGCCUGCCAACGUGCUAGAGAUCUCGGUACACAAUGUACGACCACGCUUUUGAUGUAAAACAACUGCGCAAGCGAUGGAGAGAGAGGGAGAGAGAGAGCACGGAGUGGGAGGGAGGAGAGAGUGUGGUAUUGCACAAUGUCUUUUAUUAAUCCACUCUACCACGGAAUGGACUUAAGCUCGUGCAUUCUCUCCCUCAUGUGAGCGGUUGGUGUUUAUUUGCCUGCACGGAUAUAGCAUAGAACUCUCCUGAGGGAGCGACCCAGGAGGGGUUACCCGGCCAUGUCGGGAGGGGCGGAGGGAGAGGACGCAGCGCCAGAGGCGGCCACAGGGGGCAGCAGCGGUGCCGAGGGGGGUGGCCAGGAGUUCUCCAUCAAGGAGGCCGACUACUCCGAGGGCUGUGUCAAGCUGAAGAUCGGCGUCGGGACGAAACGGACCAAGAAGCCCCCCAAGAUCCUGGAGAACUACGUGUGCCGGCCGCACAUACGCACCUCGCUGCGUCCCGCACGGGGCACCGCCGGGGGAGGAAGAGGCGGGCAGAGGAACGAUGCCACGGGAGGAGCCAGCCAAUCACAGAGCCCGACGAGGAGCAGGGACAGGAAGGAGGUGGUGGCGGCAGUGACGACGGUGUCUGAGCAGGGAUCAGGUCUGGCGUCGACGGAUGUUUCCUGUUCGGCAACGAGGAGCGACUCCUCAGUGUCUGUCGUGGAGACUCCUGUCACCCUACCGGCCAAGCGGGCUCCUCCGAAGUUGGCCCAUAAGGCGGGCAUGAAGGAGCAGCCCCAGGAGGGGACCACCGGGCUCCAGGAGGGCUCCCCCAGGCAGCUAGCCCAGAGCGGGGGCAAGGCGUCAGGCAAGGCAGCAUCGGAUGGGGCCUCCUCCUCCAUCUUAAAGGCGCCCCCCUCCAGCUCCCUGUCCCCCACCCCCGCCGCCUCGCCCCCCUCCCCCACCAAACAGCACUGCACGGUGCAGGAGAGUGCCAAGGUGACCAAUGGGGAUGCGCAAAAGGACGACAAGGGUGUGCAGCAGAGAGACGAGAACACACGGAGCACGCAGAGAGAAGACAAGAAUGCGCAGAGGGAGGAGAAGAAGAGGAGCACGCAGAGGGAGGACAAGGAAGCUCAGAGGACGGAUGACAAGAACCGGAGUGGUGCGCAGAGAGAUGACAAGACCCGGAGCACGCAAAGACAAGAGCAGGACAAGAGCUCCAAGCCCAGCCUGAGGGGCACCCAGAACUCUAAGAACUCGGCCCCCAAGCAAAGGGACAGCCGGAGCAUGCAGAGGGAGGAGAGGGACAAGACCGCACUGAGAGAGGACAAGAGCUGCUUGUCCAGCCAGAGGGACUCUCAGAGAGAGGACAAACAUGUCCCAAGAGAGGAGAAGAGCAGUCAGAAAGAGGAGAGGAAGAGUCCGAGAGAGGACAAGAGCUCUGUCCCCAACCCGAGGGACACUCAGAGCUCCAGGAACCCUGUCACCAGGCAGAGGGAGGAGAGGACCAGGAGCUUGCUGCGAGAGCACAAGAGCACACAGAGAGAGGACAAGAACAGGAGCAGUGUCCCCAGCACUCAGAAAGAGGACAGGAACAGGGAUCCACAGAGAGAGGACAAGCAAAGGGACAAUGAAAGGGACAAACAGAGGGACAAUUCGCCAAAGGACAACAAGAGCCCUGUGCCCAGUCAAAGGAACUCCUCCAGUGGUGGUGGUGGAGGUGAGAGGUCGAGUGGUGGAGGUGAGAGACCAAGUGGUGGGGAGAAGUUGAGUGAUGGUGGUGGCAGUGAGAAGCCCAGUAGACGCAGUGGCUCCUCCAGCACCUCCAGUCGUCCGAAGCAGCAGAGGUCCCGGGCCUGCAAGCCGCCGCCCUCCCUGUCUGAAUCCCACGCCUCCCCCAUGGGCAGCAGUCCAACUGCCAGCUCUUCCCCUCACCUGUCCUGCAGCAGCCCUGCCUUCUCCGACACAGGAGUGGCUCCGUCCGCUUCGCGAGAUGCCGUUGCUGAGGACAACCUCAGCCACCAUCGUCCGUCCCUGUCCCCCAAGGCGGACACCACCACCUCAGCAUCAAUGGAGAGGGACAGGGCUGAGGACAGCAGUAGGUGCCGCAGCAUGUCUGUGUCCUCCACCAUCACGGCCAACUCUCCGUCAUCAACGUCACCCGUCACUACCCUGGCAAUGGCAGCUAGCAGCAAUAAGAGCGGCGGUGCUAAACCGGCUCCUCGCAGCCCUUCCCCAUCACACACCCUCCCCUUGCCCCUUCCCAGGCCAGACCAAAGCCCCGGACCAGUGCCUGCAGAUGAGAGGGACAGGGGAGGACAAAGUCCCGCCUCCCCCCGGUCCAUCACAGCGAUUGGCUGUGUCGCCAGUCUAUCGGUGUCGGAGGGCAGGCCAGGGCCAAUCCAGUGGGGUGCAGGGGUCGAGCAGCCUAAAGACUUCAGCGUACAUCACAAGCCACCAGGUGCCUCUGACCCAAUCAGACUAGAUGUCACUGGUGGUGGCAAAGGGUCCCCGGGCGGUGGUAAGGGCUCUCCGGGGGGCAGCAAGGGGUCUCCGGGGGGCGGUAAGGGCUCUCCGGGGGGUGGCAAGGGCUCUCCGGGGGGCGGUAAGGGCUCUCCAGGGGGCGGUAAGGGCUCUCCAGGGGGUGGUAAGGGCUCUCCAGGGGGUGGUAAGGGCUCUCCGGGAGGUGGUAAGGGCUCUCCAGGGCAGAGCCGCAGGGGCGGCAUCUAUGGACAGCAGCAGCAGGAAGGUAACAUUGUCAUGCCAACAGCCACCGCCUCCUCUGCCGCCUCCAAGUCCCCCUCCCCCUCCCGAUCCCCCGCCCAGGACAGCCGGCCGCUCAAGAAGCGCAAAGGACGCUGCCCCCGCUGGUCAAAAGUGGUGCAGCAGGCGGCUGUGCUAACACCCGACAGGAGUGUGCAGAGGGCGGGGCAUCAGGCGCAGGUGGUGACAGGUGACAGGUGUGCGGUGGCAGCUUCAGGGGACAGGUGCGUGUCGAGUUUAAACACGACCGGCUCUGCGUCCUCCUCGCCGCAUCGGCAGCAUCAGGUGAAGCCAACAGCGCCGCCGCCGCCACCAGCUCCCCCUCGCCGACCCGUGGGCCGGCCACCCAAGUGCAGCCAGUUCCCCGCCGCGCAGCCAAAGAAGAGGGGCCGGCCGAGGCUGAACCCAAUCCCGGGGCGGCAGCAGAGCUUGCCAGGAUUCAACACAGUGGGGCUGGGCCCUCACACACACUCCAACACACACACAAACACACACUCCUCCCUCACAGCUAGCAACACACACGCCGUAGCCACGCACUCGGAGGCAGCGAGUCUAAACCCACCGAACCCCCUGAAGAGGAAACGAGGUCGUCCAAAACUUUCAACAUCGAGACCUUCGACCUUGGGGUCAGGGUCAAGGUCAGUCUCAGAGCAGCACCUCCUCAAGGGCUCCUCCUCCAAUGGGGAUGCGUUCCGGCUCGCACAGGACGACCACGACGGGACUAUUGGCCAAUCAGGCGCGAAGGGAAACGGGCAGCUAAUGAUGAAGUCAAUCAUCGGCAAGAUCAACAAGAUGAGGACCAAACGGCGCCGGUGGGUGCUGACCCAGCUCCUGUCGGGGGCCAGUGAGGUGGGGGGAGAGGGGGCCGGGCGGAGGAAGGCAGGAGUAGUAGGAGGAGGAGCAGGGUGCACGUUAGACCCUGCGUCUCCUACCGUAGCCUCCAUCCCGUCUCUGGCGGCAUCCUUAGGGGGGAAACUGGGUCCGCAGAUCAACGUCAGCAAGAAGGGGACCAUCUACAUGGGCAAGAGGAGGGGCCGCAAGCCCAAGGUCCCCAUCGCUCAGUCCAAACUGGGCGAGUCCAAACUGGCCUUCUCCCCAGACUCCGCCCCCUUCUCCUCGUCCUCCACGCCGCUGACCGUCUUCGGCUCCGUCUCCAUGACGACGGGAAACAGCGGCAGCGGCCUCUUCGGCAGCCCAGCAACGUUCCGGAACCAAAGUGCCAUCUCCGCCCUCAGCCAAUCAAAGCAGCUGUUCUCCACGACGAUGUCAUCAUCAUCGCUGCUGUCAUCAUCGUUAUCGUCGCCGUCGCUGUCCGCCACGGCAGGUGCUCCUCUCUUCCAGAACUCCUCCGCUUCCUCUUCCUCUUCCACUUCCUGUUUCCUGUCUCCGUCUCAGAGGAAGUCGUCAUCCGCGUACAGGGAGCACCACCAGCCGCGUCACGACCGCAAAGCCUCCCUGUCCUCGUCCAAAACCUCUCUGUCCUCGUCGCCGCUUUCCGCCUCCUCCCUGAGUGAGCUGAAAGACGCCGCCCUUUCCCCGCCGUUGCCUAGCGACGGCAGCAGCAGCAGCAUGGCCCCCGAGGGCCGCAUGGCAGAGUGGGCGGAGCGAGGCGGCAAGGGCAGCGGCGUUGGCACGGCGACAGCAGCAGGCCGAGGUAUGGCGGCGAGUAGUCUGCCCUCCUCCUCCGACGCCCGCUGCCCCCCGCGCUGGACAUUUGGGGCGCCCCCCACACACACAGGGGUGACGUCCGGCUCACACAGGGGGCGCGAGAGGUCAUCGCUCACCCAGCCCACCCCGCCUGCACCCCUGUACCCCCACACCCAGCGCUCGGCGUCCCCCCCUGCCCCCACUGCCCCCUCCUCGGGCACCCAGAGGCAGAAGCACAAGCACAGGUGCCGAGGCCGUCUGCACGGCUGCUCGGGGGCCAAGGUGAAGGGCCGCGGGGGUCGGCGCAGCAAGAGGAAGUGGCUGGGCCUGAGGGGCGGGCUCUCGGACCCCGACUUCCUGUUGGAGGUGGAGCAGCUGGGCCUGCGUUUGAGCCGGGUCCACCUGGCGCACCUGAGGGGCACACCUGACGCCGCGGGGCUCGACGGCGAGGCGGGCAGCGGGGGAGGGGUUGGGGGCGGUGGCGCCGGGGGCAACAGCGCGGGAGGAGGAGGAGGGGCAGGAAGUGGAGUUGGAGGGGGCCGCCACGCGUCACACGCGCACCACUGCGUUCCCCAGAACCUGCUGCCUACGAUCUUCCAGAUCAACUUCAGCGGGUACUACUCGCCCCACCUGGCCUGCCCGUACGACUCGCUGCACUACACACGCAAGCCCGACGCCAAGAAGAAACACGCCACGCACACACACUCGCACUCGCACGCCCACCAACACACACACGCGCACACGCACUCGCACGCACACUCGCACUCGCACCACCCUCCGAAGUUCCGGGACGUGUCCCCGUCCGACGUGCCCUUGCUGCAGGGUUUGGGGUUCCCGCUGGCCCCCCAGUCGGGUUACUACCGCUCCCCUCACCGCGUUCCCUACGGUUCGCCUCUCGGGCUGGGCUACUACAAGCGCUACCCCUCCAGCGACGCCCUCUACACUCCGCCCGAACACGCAUCGGCCUUCCCCUCCUACGCGCACGCUCACACGCACGCACCUCACGGGCACGCGCACCACUCCUACCCGCUGUACGUGCACCCGUCCAAGCUGCACAAGAAGAAGCACAAGCUGGCCAUGCGGGGGGGUGUGGAGUGCGGAGGAGGGGGUGAGGGGGGCGUGCGCUCAUCGCCCCUCCUCUACCCGGCGUUUGGCACAGAGGGCAGCUACCGCUGGGCGGGCGACUACAAGCGUAAACGCCGGCAUCGGCACGGAGACGGGGCCGUCGACGACCCAGCAGAAGAGAGGCGGGGCGAGGGGGUGGGCGGGGCCGACAAAUCGGAAGCGAGGAGCUCGGACUUCAGCCAAUCCGACGGCAGGAUCUCGGACUUCAAGGAGCCCAUUGGUUGCCAGUGGCGACACAAGUACGAGUCACCACCGUCGGCGAGUCGCGGCUUUGGGACGUCGGCACAACACGCAGCGUCUUUCUCGACGUCGGGGGAUACGGAGCGAAAUAUGUUUAAGGACGCCACGCUGGGCUGGGGAGGUGCCGGAGCUGGGCCGGGAGGGUGCAGGGUAACAGAGCGGGGAGGCUGGCUGAGGGGAGGCAUGUUCCCCAGUGCUCCCGCCCCCGAACACGGACCGGGGAAGGGCGGGGAGUCGUCUCGGAGCGGCUCAGACAGCGAGGAGGAGGACGAGGAGGAAGAGGAGGAGGGGGACCCCGAGCCGUGUAAAUUGGGGAGCACCACGUCGGCCUCGACGUCAAAAGCACCCACCCACAUCAACCUGUUCACCAACGCCUUCAGCCAGGGGGGAGGAGUCAGCGGCUUCGCCAGCCUAUCAGCAAGCAGCUCUGGCGGGGGAGGAGGAAUCGCUGAGAUGGGACGGACCAAUAGGAGAGAGCGGUCCUCAGCAGCAGGCCACUCCAGGAGCAGGGAGACGGUGAGGGAGCCAAGUCCAGACUCUGACUGUGCGGACCCUCUAGACGACAGCAUCCACCUGGACCAUCCUCACCUCCACCACCACCACCACCACCACCGCAACCCCACUGCCCUGCACCGCCAUGCCCAGCGACACAAACCCUUCCUUGGGCAGCCAUCGCCGCACUCUCCCCCCUCCUCUGGAGCUCUACGAGGCAGGAAGCCAUCCGGAUGCAUACGCAUGGGUGGAAUGGGGGACCCGGAGACCCUCACUGAGCAUGCCCACUCGCCCUCCUCCUAUAGGCCCAGAGGUGGACCGGUGGCAGACUACGGCGACGGUACCGGUGCCAGUACCAGCAGGUCCAGGCCUGGUAAGUCUCACCUCAGCCACCUGAAUAAGAUCCUGCGUGCGAAGAAGAUGCAACGUGCGGCCGUGACAGGCAACAACGUGGUGAAGAAGAGAGGUCCUGGACGACCCAGGAAGCACCCCCUCCCCGAGCCCCCACCUCCCCACCACCGUGCUCUCCACCCCCCCACUAUGAAGAGGGCCAAGAAGAGGAGGUGGACGGAGAGGGAGGAGGAGGAGGAGGAGGAGGAGGAAGAGGAGGAGGAGCAUCGGAUGGGAGGAGGAGGAGGGAAGAAGACGGAUGCACUUCAUACGGAGCAGUUCUCCUGCCGUAGUUUAGAGGUUGGGAGGCCCAAACCUCACCCUUCCAUUGGUUUGUUUCUACCCGACCGGCUCCCGCCCACAGCAUCUGCCAACCAAUGGGAGUGUGGCAUCCCUCAGCCUAGCCAAUGGGAUUGCGGUAUUCCUCAGCCUCCGAAGAAGAAGUAUGAGAGGGCAGGACUAUACGCUGACGUGUACAAGACUGAUGAUCCUGAGUCCCAGUUUGCUCAGUCUCAGUGGGAGAGUUUGGAGUACACGCCAGGGCAGCAUGACUAUGGCCUGAUGCCUGCUCCCAUACACGUGGGAAAGUACCUGCGGCUGAAGCGAAUCGACUUCCAGCUCCCCUACGAUAUCCAGUGGCUCUGGAAACACAAUCAGCUCCACAGGAAACCUGACCCUCCAGCAUACAGAAAAAUCACCUCCAAUGUGUUUGUGGAUGUGAAGCCUGUUUCUGAGCUGGUGGCUACUGAGUGCAGCUGUGCUGCUCUGGACAACACUAACACUAACACUAGCACCAGCAGCGCCCUCACCACCAGAGUGUGUGUGGAUGGAGAAUGUCCCAACAGGCGUGUGUGUGUGGAGUGUGUGUCGGCUGUGUGUGCCAGCGGCGAGCGCUGUGCCAACCGGGUGAUAUCGCGGCGUGAGUGUGCGGGGGGCCUGGAGCGCGUCAGGGUGGGGGCAGGCUGGGCACUGCGCACCGCCACCCCCCUCGCACCCGGCCAGUACAUCACAGAGUACCUGGGGGAGGUGGUCAGCCAGCUGGAGUUCAGGAGGCGUAUGUCUGCCCGUCGGUACGGCUUGAGUCCCCAGUUCAGCUUGCCUCUGUGUGGAGGGAUGGUCAUCGACAGCCACCGCAUGGGCAGCGAGGCGCGGUUCAUCAGGCACAGCGAGGAGCCCAACUGCACCGCACAGCAGUGGUCAGUGAAUGGGAUCUAUCGUCUGGGAGUAUUUGCGCUCACACACAUCAGCAGCGGAGUAGAACUCACACUCAACUACCACACACACCAAGCACAAGAUCAGCAGGUGUGUAGGAAGAGAGCUGAUGAGUGUGAAGUCCAGAGAGACCAACUGGUGUCGCCACCGCUGCCUAGCAACCAGCACAGAGACGACGUGGACACACACCGCGACACACACACACAUACACACACACACACCAGCAGGAAACAGGAGUCAUCUGUCGGCAACUCCAGGUGUUCUCCCUGUCUGAGGAUGAAGGCACUAUCUAGCAGAGACAGGGAGUUUGUGCUGCGUCGGGGCAUUUUCCUAGUGCGAAACUACGAAGUGGUCCGACUCAAACAGGAACAGCUGGAGGAGAGCGAGAGUAGGAGAGAGAGAGCAGAGGACUCAGAGAGGAGGAGAGAGAGAGCAGAGGAGAACGAGAGGAAGAGGGAGAGAGCGGACGAGAGCAAGAGGAGCAGAGAAAAAGAGAAGGAGAAGAACACCUGUAACAAGGACGGCCACGACGACAGCGACUGUAGCAAAACAGGGUCCAUGAGGCCUGCUCCAGAGCCUGAUGACAGUGACUCCAACAGCCUCACGGGCAUCUGCAAGGAGAUCUGUGACAUCAUGACGCGCUACAAAGACUCAGCUGGCCACAUCCUGGCAGCUCCUCUUCUGAACCUGCGCUCAAGGAAAAGGCGGCCUCGGGGUAGUGAAGGUGAUGUGGAUGGAGAGCCUCUCGACCUGAGCACCGUGCGCAGGCAGAUCCUCUCUGGCCAAUACACAACGCUGGACGCCUUUGACAAGGACAUGCUCAGAGUCUUCCUAAGCGCUGAGAAGUACUACGGCAAGACGUCCGCUGUGGGCCGAGACGUGUGCCACCUACGGAGGGCAUACCAGAGCAUCCGCCGCAACGCUGCCAUCCAAUUGGGCGACGCAGAGGAGGAGGCCGACGACCACAGUGCCACGCCCGUCGACGACCAGGACUGUGGCUCCGCCCAGCACAGCUGUCACCACGACAACCAGGGCCAGGAGGGCAGGGACGAGUGGAGGGCUCAGUGUCAGCAGGACACGAGGUCAGAUGGCUGUUUCUCCUCCCUCAUCCUGCACUCUGCACUGGACCGCAUGGAGGCUCAGAGGAAGAGACUGGACAUGGUGGUCUGGAAACUACUGCAGCCACAGCCACAGCCACAGCCACAGCCACAGUCCAGCACAGAGAGGCUUCCCAUGAUGCAUCUGUCUCCACGGCAGCAAGCGGCCGGCACAGUACCCGCAGCCGACAACAAGAACAGCAGAGCAGAGGCCAGGAGGACGGAGGGAUGAGGACAACGGAGGAGAGGGGGACAGAAGAGGAGAGAAGGGAUGACGAGGAGGAGGAGAGAUGAAGAGGGCGGAGAGGAGGGAUGGG
Engraulis encrasicolus (European anchovy) is the source of this 10692-nucleotide messenger RNA. RefSeq names its product histone-lysine N-methyltransferase ASH1L-like. The transcript has 24 exons. Gene Ontology annotation, molecular function: histone H3K4 methyltransferase activity; DNA binding; protein binding. Gene Ontology annotation, biological process: regulation of DNA-templated transcription. The record is from RefSeq and is a predicted model, not a curated record. NCBI's taxonomy places the organism in Eukaryota, Metazoa, Chordata, Actinopteri, Clupeiformes, Engraulidae. Gene Ontology annotation, cellular component: nucleoplasm; nucleus. The coding region runs from base 1704 to 10607 and encodes 2967 amino acids.